AUGACAACAGACUUCAUCUUUAACUUCUGCUUCAUGACAACAGACUUCAUCUUUAACUUCUGCUUCAUGACGACAGACUUCAUCUUUAACUUCUGCUUCAUGACGAAAGACUUCAUCUUUAACUUCUGCUUCAUGACGACAGACUUCAUCUUUAACUUCUGCUUCAUGACGACAGACUUCAUCUUUAACUUCUGCUUCAUGACGACAGACUUCAUCUUUAACUUCUGCUUCAUGACGACAGACUUCAUCUUUAACUUCUGCUUCAUGACAACAGACUUCAUCUUUAACUUCUGCUUCAUGACGACAGACUUCAUCUUUAACUUCUGCUUCAUGACGACAGACUUCAUCUUUAACUUCUGCUUCAUGACGACAGACUUCAUCUUUAACUUCUGCUUCUGA
Knipowitschia caucasica is the source of this 399-nucleotide messenger RNA. Lineage: Eukaryota; Metazoa; Chordata; Actinopteri; Gobiiformes; Gobiidae. The record is from the annotation of a GenBank genome assembly.